This is a messenger RNA of Ostertagia ostertagi, 378 nucleotides long. The record is from the annotation of a GenBank genome assembly. NCBI's taxonomy places the organism in Eukaryota, Metazoa, Nematoda, Chromadorea, Rhabditida, Trichostrongylidae.
AUGGAUGUGUCCGUGGCAAUUAUUCAGCUAAAACGCACUGACCGUACAUUUCUCUCUCCGCAAGACUAUGAUGUCGUCAUUCUUGACGAACCAUCAACCAGCUACAAUGUGCCAAAGCAUCAAGAAGUCCAGCCUUAUCCAGUGAAGAAACGAACCACUGUUGGAGGGCAUGGUGUGGCAAGUACCGUCAUCAAACUGCCCUCAUUUCGAGUAACCGACUGCAGCGCUAGCCUUGCGGACUCGGUGCUUAGCGAAUUGACAACAAAAACAAGCAUUCCGCCGACCGUUGCUAUACCUCUGUGGGAUGGCGAUGGGCCUUCUUCAAGUGGUCGAAUCGCUCCCGGUACGGUGCUUAUGUGUGCUCCAGUAGUUCCUAAA